AAAGGCUUUUCAUACCACCGCGUGCCUGUCUGCAUGCCUGGUGCUCUCUAACGGAGUCUCUUCUCCACACGCCCCCCGGUCACUCACCCUCAUCAUCAGCGAGGAGCAGUCUGACGCACAGGACCAGCAGAUAGGACUGUUCCCGGGAGUGUGUAGCCACCGCCGUGCAACAUGUUCCCAGCGUGGUGCCGGGGAAUCCGCAUGGGGGGUUCGACGGUACCACCGCGGACCAUGUUUGGAGCUGCACAGGUUGGACAGGUGUGGGUCUCCUGUUGGAUUCUGCUCUUGUCGAUUUGUCUCCCCAGCGCUCAGGCACAAGUGGAUGAUGUACCACCUUAUUUCAAGAUGGAGCCUCCUCAGACCCAGGUUCAUUUGGAGGGAAACCGCCUGGUCCUGACCUGCAUGGCUGAGGGCAGCUGGCCCCUGGAAUUCAAAUGGAUCUACAAUGGCAGUGAGCUUACACGUUUCUCCUUGGAAUACAGGUAUCUGAUCACCUCACUGGACCGAUCCCAUGCUGGCCACUAUCGUUGUAUUGUGAGAAACAGAGUGGGUGCUAUAAUGCAGUGCAGUACUGAAGUGCAGGUUGCCUAUAUAAGGGGGUUUGUGGAGGGUGAGAGGUCUCAAACUGUAUCCCAGGGUGAGGGAGCCCUCAUCCAUGCACCACGGAUACACAGCUUCCCCAGGCCCCAGAUCACCUGGUUCAGAGAUGGGCGUAAGAUUCCCUCAAGCAGUCGUAUUGCCAUCACCCUGGACAACACGCUGGUAAUCCUGUCCACAGUGGCACCAGAUGCAGGACGUUACUAUGCCCAAGCAGUCAACGAUAAGAAUGGGGAGAACAAAACCAGUCAGCCUGUCACGCUCACAGUGGAGAAUGUGGGAGGACCGGCAGACCCCAUUGCCCCCUCCAUCAUCAUCCCCCCAAAGAACACCAGUGUAACAGUGGGAAGAAACGAAGCUGUCAUGGAGUGUGUUGCUAAUGCAAGACCCCUAGUCAAAAUGACUAUUACUUGGAGGAAAGACGGGGUGGUGGUGAAUACAGGCAUCCGAGAUUUUGGCCGUAGACUGGUCAUCAGUUUGCCAGCAGUCAGCGACAGUGGCUACUAUGAGUGUGAGGCGUCACUCCGCAGUAGCAGCGUCCCCUCAGUCACAGCUGGGGCCUACCUGCAUGUUCUCGAAUAUCCUCUUUUCACAAAAGAGCCGCCAAGUCACAUCACCGCAGAAAUGGAGAAGGUGGUGGAUAUCCCCUGUCAGGCACGAGGAACGCCGCAGCCAGACAUAGUCUGGUAUAAAGAUGCCGUACCCAUCAGCCCAGUGAAGAUCCCCAGGUACAGGGUGUUGGUAGGAGGCAGCCUACAGAUCAAUGGUCUCCUACCAGAUGACACAGGGAUGUUUCAGUGUUUUGCCCGCAAUCUUGCGGGAGAGAUCCAGACAAACACCUAUCUAGCUGUAACAAGUAUUGCUCCCAACAUCACCGCUGGCCCCUCUGACAGCGCAGUGAUUGACGGCAUGUCAGUUAUUCUGCAUUGUGAGACCUCAGGAGCUCCACGGCCAGCCAUCACCUGGCAGAAAGGUGAACGUGUCUUGGCCAGUGGCUCGGUCCAGCAGCCUAGGUUUACCCUGCUGGAGUCGGGCAGCUUGCUCAUUAGCCCCUCCCACCUGUCUGAUGCUGGGACCUACACCUGCAUGGCCAGUAACUCAAGGGGCAUUGAUGAGGCCUCGGCUGACAUAGUGGUCUGGGCACGAACUCGCAUCACUAAACCACCACAAGACCAGAGUGUCAUCAAAGGAACUAAGGCUGUUAUGACCUGCAGUGUGACCCAUGAUCCCAGCGUCACUGUAAGGUAUGUGUGGGAAAAGAGUGGCUCCGUGAUCGAUGUGAAUGCAUCGCCCCGCCUGCGCCUGGAUCCAGAUGGGACCCUGCACAUCUCCCAGACGUGGUCGGGUGACAUUGGUACAUACACCUGCAGGGUAACCUCAGUGGGUGGCAACGACUCCCGCAGUGCCCAUCUCCGAGUCAGACAGCUGCCCCAUGCUCCAGAAAACCCAGUGGCAGUUCUAAGCACCACAGAAAAGAGGGCCAUCAACCUCACAUGGGCCCAGGCAUUUGAUGGCAACAGCCCCCUGAUCCGCUACAUCCUGGAGGUCUCAGAAAACAAUGCCCCGUGGACGGUGCUGCUGGCCAACAUUGAGCCUGAGUCCACCGGGGUGACUGUCGGUGGCCUUAUCCCGGCACGUUCGUACCAGUUCCGCCUGUGUGCCGUCAAUGACGUAGGCAGAGGCCAGUUCAGCAAAGAGACAGAUCGAUUAACUCUCCCUGAGGAGCCUCCCAGUGCUCCCCCUCAGACGGUCAUUGCAAGUGGCCGCACCAAUCAGUCCAUCAUGAUCCAAUGGCAGCCACCACCAGAGAGCCACCAGAACGGUCCUCUCCAAGGCUACAUCAUCAGGUACUGUCUGUCAGGGCUUCCAGUGGACUGUCAGAUAAAAAACAUCACCAACCCAGACCAGACCAGCCUGCUCCUGGAGGACCUCAUCAUCUGGACCAACUAUGAGAUUGAGGUGGCGGCCUACAAUGGAGCGGGCAGGGGUACCUUCAGCCACAAAGUCACAGAGUGGACUCUGCAAGGAGUGCCCACUGUGCCACCAGGAAAUGUACAAGCAGAGGCUGUCAACUCCACCACAGUGCGUUUUACCUGGAGUGCCCCGAGCCCUCAGUUUAUCAAUGGAAUCAACCAGGGAUAUAAGCUCUUGGCCUGGGAACCCAGUCGUGGAAAUGAGGUCACUGUUGUAACAGUGCGCCCCAACUUUCAGGACAGUGUUCACGUUGGUUACAUUUCUGGCCUUAAAAAGUUCACAGAAUACUACACUUCGGUUUUAUGCUUCACUACUCCUGGAGAUGGACCUCGCAGUCCACCUCAGUGGUUACGCACCCAUGAGGACACCCCUGGUGCUGUGGGACACCUUAGUUUCACUGACAUCUUAGACACCUCACUAAAAGUCAGCUGGAAGGAACCACAAGAGAAAAAUGGAGUUCUUACGGGAUUUCGGAUCUCAUGGGAGGAGUUCAACAGGACCAACACCAGAGUGACCCAUUAUUUACCCAACCUCACUCAGGAGUACAAGGUCACCGGGCUCACUGCCCUCACUACCUACACCAUUCAGGUGGCAGCCAUGACUUCCAAAGGCCAGGGACAGCUUUCUGCUUCCACAAUAUCCUCUGGUGUACCACCAGAGUUGCCUGGUCCUCCCACCAAUUUAGCCAUCUCUAACAUCGGCCCUCGCUCUGUCACCCUGCAGUUCAAACCUGGUUAUGAUGGCAAGACAUCAAUUUCUCGAUGGCAGGUGGAAGCUCAGAUUGGUAUAAUUGGAGAGAAUGAAGAGUGGCUGAUGGUUCAGCAGCUGGCUAAUGAACCUGAUGCUAGAUCACUGGAGGUCCUGGAUCUGAACCCUUAUACUUUCUACAGGUUUAAGAUGCGUCAGGUAAACAUUGUGGGCACCAGUCCUUCCAGUCAGCCCUCCAGAAAGAUCCAAACCCUGCAGGCCCCUCCUGACAUCUCACCUGCAAAUGUUACCCUGCGCACAGCCAGUGAGACCAGCUUGUGGCUACGCUGGAUGCCUCUUCCAGAGUGGGAGUAUAAUGGCAAUCCAGAUCUUGUUGGCUACCGCAUCCAGUACUCCAAAGCGGGGUCUAAAGGGGGAGUUCUUUCCCAUGUCAUUAUGGACCGGAUGGAGAGAGAGUUCACUAUAGAGGACCUGGAAGAGUGGACAGAGUAUGAGGUCAGAGUUCAGGCUGUUAAUGGGAUUGGCUCUGGACCCUGGAGCCAAGCAGUCCAUGGCAGGACCAGAGAGUCUGUGCCUUCCAGCGGCCCCAUGAAUGUAUCAGCAUUUGCCACCACCUCUAGCAGCAUCCUUGUGCGGUGGGGAGAGGUCCAAGAAACUGACCGUAAUGGACUUAUCCUGGGCUAUAAGGUUGUGUAUAAGGAGAAAGACUCAGACAUAGCUCCCAACUUCUGGACAGUUGAGGGCAACACUAGUCACAGUGUCCAGCUGAGUGGUCUUGGCAAGUAUGUCCUCUUUGAGAUCCAGGUCCUGGCCUUUACUCGAAUAGGAGAUGGAAGGACCAGCUCACCGCCCAUCCUAGAGAGGACCUUGGAUGAUGUGCCAGGCCCCCCAGUCGGCAUCCUGUUCCCAGAAGUUAGAACCACCUCAGUGAGGCUCAUCUGGCAACCUCCUGCACAGCCCAACGGCAUUAUACUGGCUUAUCAGAUCACAUUCAGAAGAAACUCUUCAAAUAGCAAUGCCGCCACUGUAGAUGUACUGAGCCCCAGCGCACGACAAUACACAGCAACUGGACUGAAACCAGAAAUGGUUUAUGUAUUCCGACUCACUGCUCAAACACGAAAAGGUUGGGGGGAGGCUGCUGAGGCGCUGGUUGUCACAACAGAAAAGAGAGCUCGACCCCAACCCACCAGCCGUCCCAUAGUGCCACAAGAAGAAGUCCAGGCGCGCAGAGUGCUGUUGUCAUGGGAACCAGGCAGCGACGGCCUGUCCCCAGUUCGUUACUAUACAGUUCAGUACAGAGAGCUGCCAGACAGCAACUGGACUGUCCACUCUGCAUCUGUCAGCCAUGAGACACACUCCUACAUCGUGGACAGGUUAAAGCCGUUCACGUCUUACCAGUUCCGAGUUAAAGCCACCAAUGAUAUUGGAGACAGUGAAUACAGUGAGGACAGUGAGGCCAUCACUACAUUACAGGAUGCCCCCGACAAAGCCCCGACGAUACUAUCUGUUACACCACACACCACCACAUCAGUAUUGGUCCGUUGGCAGCCUCCCUCUGAGGAUCACAUAAAUGGAGUCUUGCUGGGGUUCAGGGUCAGAUAUCGGGAGUUACACUAUGAUAGACUACGCAGCUUCUCUGUCCGCACGGUAAACAGCCCCUCUGCAAACUGGGCUGAUCUCACAGCUCCAUACAGCGUCAGAAACUUGAGUGAAUCAUCUCUAACCCAAUAUGAACUGGACAAUUUGAGUAAACACAAGCGCUAUGAGAUCCGUCUCAGCGUGUAUAACGCUGUGGGGGAGGGUCCUAGCAGCGCACCACAAGAAGUGUUUGUAGGGGAGGCAGUCCCAACAGCCCCUCCCCAAAAUGUGGUGGUGCAAUCUUCAACAGCGACUCAGCUGGAUGUUACAUGGGACCCACCUCCUCUAGAUGCUCAGAAUGGAGACAUACAGGGUUACAAGAUUUAUUUCUGGGAGUUCCAGCUCCAGAAUGAGACGGAGCGCCUGCGCACUCUGUUUCUACCAGAGCUCGGGGUGAAGCUUAAAAACCUGACAGGCUACACCACCUACAUGAUCAGCGUGGCAGCCUUCAAUGCUGCAGGGGACGGGCCCCGUUCCUUGCCCACCAGAGGGCGCACUCAGCAAGCAGCACCAAGUGCUCCCAGCUACAUCCACUUCAGUGAGCUGACCACCACCUCGGUCAAUGUGUCCUGGGGAGAGCCCAAACAGGCCAAUGGUAUCAUCGAAGGCUACCGCCUGGUUUAUGAGCCCUGCACUCCAGUCGACGACUCCUCUCCUCGCACUCCAGGUGUCAGUAAGAUAGUGACUGUAGAUGUGAAGGGCAGCGCUCCUCUGUGGAUGAAGAUCAAAGACCUGGCUGAUGGAGUCACAUAUAACUUUCGCAUUCGGGCUAAAACGCUAACCUACGGACCCGAGGUGGAGGCCAACAUCACCACUGGGCCUGGAGAAGGCGCUCCAGGCCCUCCUGGAGAACCCUUUAUUUCUCGAUAUGGCUCUGCCCUCACACUGCAUUGGACAAGUGGUGAUCAGGGCCGUGCACCCAUCACACGAUACGUCAUCGAGGCCAGACCUUCUGAUGAAGGAUUGUGGGAUAUUCUUAUCAAAGAUAUUCCAAAAGAAGUGACAUCCUACACACUUAAUCUAGACAUGCUACGAGAAGGUGUCACCUAUGACUUUCGAGUAAUUGCUGUCAACGAUUAUGGCUAUGGCUCCCCCAGCGCCCCAUCCCCUUCCAUAUCAGCUCAGAAAGUGUCUCCUUUUUAUGAAGAGUGGUGGUUCUUGGUGGUUAUUGCUCUAGUUGGCCUCAUCUUCAUCCUCCUUCUUGUUUUCAUCCUCAUUAUCCGAGGCCAGAGUAAAAAAUACACCAAAAAAGCUGACUCAGGUAACCACUCCAACUGCACAGCAAUGCCUCUGACCCAUGGAGAGAUGGUGCGCCUGGAUGAGGGACGCUUUCCAGCCUUGGAGCUUAACAACAGACGUCUCUCAGUGAAAAACUCCUUCUGCCGCAAAAAUGGCAUCUACACCCGAUCACCUCCAAGACCUAGUCCUGGAAGUCUGCACUACUCUGAUGAGGAUGUCAGCAAUAAGUAUAAUGACCUGAUCCCCGCUGAGAGCAGCAGUCUGACCGAAAAACCCUCAGAGAUAUCUGACUCUCAGGGCAGCGACAGCGAAUAUGAAAUGGAUCAGAGCCGGCAGAAGACCCACUCCUUUGUCAACCACUACAUCAGCGACCCCACUUACUACAACUCCUGGCGGCGCCAGCAGAAGGGCGUCUCUCGUCCGCCUGCGUACGGCUACUCCCAGCCCGAGCCCCUGGUGGAACAAGAGUCCCGCCAGCACCCACCGCCCGUGCCCCCUCUACCUCCUCUCGUCCCCCAGAGUGCCCCAUCCCCACAGCCCCAGUGCCAGGGUCAGGGCACUAUGUUCAGGCCGAAGGGAAGCCGGACUCCCACCCCCUCCCUGCUGUCCUCCGAACCCCCCAGCCAGCACAGCACCCUCUACCGGCCCCCCAGCAGCCUGGGCUGUGCCGCUCAGGCACCUACCGCAGGCUUCUCCUCUUUUGUUUGACACACAGCUUUCCUUCAUAUAACAACAGGACCCUGAGGACGAGUCUUUGAUUUAGUUGUUGGUUUAUUUGUAAUUUGUUCUUUUUUUUUAUUUAAUUUUAAUCUUUUGUUCUGUCUUACAGACAGAGUCUUUGCUCAAUAUUAAGCAUUGCAGGCAUCUUUAAUAGUGCUUUCUCCUCUGUGAAGAGUGUGUAUGUAUGACUGUGUUUAGCGCGUGUGGUUGGUCAAUCUAUGUAAUCUGUAUUUUAUGGAAAGACAAUCAUUUGAGGAUUUUUGUGCAUUGCUUUGGUAAAUUUAUUUGAAUGAUCAACCAUAUAAACAAGGUAGAAGAGAACUGAAAGUUCUGAAAAAAAUCCUUGUUUUAAAAAUACUGUAUUAUUGUUUAUCAUGAGAGCUUUAUGAAAAACAACCACCUUAGAUCCAUAUAGAGUAUGGACCACUUGGCUUGCUGAGACUGGACAACAGAAAACCAACUCUGAUGGAAUAAAUGUUUGACAAAGGAUGAACUGAUAGUGAGGAGUGGACUCUGACUUGGAGGGAGGCACUAGUGCUCACUGUGGCCCUCGGCUGCCUUUGACUUUCUCACUCUGCCUAGUCAUUGUUGGAGCUGCAGUAUGUGUUUACUAUAUGUACUUGUCUCAUUUUGUUUACCAGAUAUUUAUAUCAAUCAGCUUCAAGCUCAACAGUUUCCAAACAUCACUAGUGACAAUGUUAUGAAUCACAUUAAAGCAUUGUGGCACCUUUAUAGUAGUCUGAGGAUGUUGAUUGUGUGCUGGUGCUCAUGUCACUGUGAUUGAGUAACUGUCAUCAUAUGCAUACGUUUGCUGUUGUCUUUUUCACGGGAAAUUACCAAAUGCACAAACCGGCUUGGUUCUAAUAAGAUGAUAUUGCAACCACAUAAAAUUUAUGCUAUAAAAAAUGAUCAGCUAAAAAAGCAAUAACUCAACUUCAUUGGGUUACUAAAGAAUAAUUGUAAAUCCAGGUGAUGUUGAGUUUCAUAACAGUAACAAAACUGAAGUGUAUUUCUUUUAGAAUUUCUUAACUAAUUAUGAAAUUGGCCUCUUGCAAAUGGCAAAAGAUUAUGACAGCUUGUAUUAUAUUUAUAUAUUGCAGUCUUAUUUUACGAAAAGUCCAAUCUAUGGAUGGAAAAAAACGGAACAGAGGUAUUAUGUAUAAAACCAUCACUACAGAUUGUCACAUGAUGUGUGUCAACAUGUUACAGGGAAGCAAAGCAUUCAUUUGAUUUCUGAAACUGUGUCUAAUGCUAAAAAGACACACAUGAGUCUGUUAUGUUUGUUACAACAUGCUGAACAUGCAGAUUUUUACAAAGGAUUGCAUGGGAAAUGCCCAUUGUAAAUAAACUAAUCGCAUCUAUUAAUGUCCAAUGUCAACAUGUAUACACUGCACAAUGUAGGAACCAAUAUGGACCUAUUAAUGGUAGCUGUCUAAAAUAAAUUCUUCUAUUUUCUGA
Messenger RNA from Melanotaenia boesemani (Boeseman's rainbowfish), 8334 nucleotides. RefSeq names its product sidekick cell adhesion molecule 2a (gene sdk2a). NCBI's taxonomy places the organism in Eukaryota, Metazoa, Chordata, Actinopteri, Atheriniformes, Melanotaeniidae. Gene Ontology annotation, molecular function: protein binding. The coding region runs from base 172 to 6864 and encodes 2230 amino acids. The record is from RefSeq and is a predicted model, not a curated record. The transcript has 45 exons.